This is a messenger RNA of Aphanomyces astaci, 556 nucleotides long. Its product is annotated as dynein light chain LC6, flagellar outer arm. Gene Ontology annotation, cellular component: dynein complex. NCBI's taxonomy places the organism in Eukaryota, Oomycota, Saprolegniomycetes, Saprolegniales, Verrucalvaceae. The coding region runs from base 152 to 421 and encodes 89 amino acids. The record is from RefSeq and is a predicted model, not a curated record. Gene Ontology annotation, molecular function: dynein light intermediate chain binding; dynein intermediate chain binding. The transcript has a single exon. Gene Ontology annotation, biological process: microtubule-based process.
GAAAUCAAGUUUGGAAGGAAAUGGGAUUAGGCUUGAAGUUUGUAUACCUUGGCAAAGUUCUGGAAUGGCCGAUACGAAAAGUAUGGAAACAUAGAGGCGCGACCGACGGUAUUUCGAGUUUUGCGCGGUGAGCGACGAGCCACGAACAAGGAUGUCGGAACGAAAGGCCGUGAUCAAGAACGCAGACAUGCAUGAAGACAUGCAGCAGGACGCAGUGGACUGCGCGUCGCAAGCGUUGGAGAAGUACAACAUCGAAAAGGACAUUGCGGCGUUCAUCAAGAAAGAGUUCGACAAGAAAUACAACCCGACGUGGCAUUGCAUCGUCGGUCGCAACUUUGGGUCGUACGUCACGCAUGAAACCAAGCACUUCAUCUACUUUUAUCUGGGGCAAGUCGCGAUCUUGCUGUUCAAGUCGGGAUAGGCGUUGACGUCGUUGCACGAGCCACCGCCGCUAUCUGUGAGAUCCCAUCCAAGACAGUGGAGUUGCCGUAAAGAUAAUCUAAACACAAGGAAUUGCGUGUGUACAAAUACAUCUCUCCCUCCUUUUCAAUCACGA